This is a messenger RNA of Arachis ipaensis, 1171 nucleotides long. NCBI's taxonomy places the organism in Eukaryota, Viridiplantae, Streptophyta, Magnoliopsida, Fabales, Fabaceae. The record is from RefSeq and is a predicted model, not a curated record.
GCUGAGAAGAAGAAACUUGAAAGGGGGAACCAAAGAAAAAAGGAAGAAGAAGCGGAAGAAGAAGAAACAGAAGCACUUGAAAUUGGUGCAGAGGGAGGGGGCGCAAGAAGGAAGAGAGAAAAUGGAUGACUAUACUCGCGAAAUGAUGGACCUGAAGACACUCGUUACGCGCACCCUCGAGAAGAAAGGCGUCCUCGCCAGGAUCCGCGCUGAACUCAGAGCAAGCGUUUUUGAGGCUAUCGAAGAGGAGGAUCGGGUAAUCGAGAAGGAACCUGCGUUGCCUCCUGCAUUGCUUGGUAGCUGCAACGAUCGAGCCAAACAGCUUCACGCUUCUCCCUCAGGUAGACUCCUUACUGCGCUUAUUUGUGAAUACCUAGACUGGGCGCAACUCAAUCACACGUUGAAGGUUUACCUUCCAGAAUGUAAUUUGGAAAAGGAUUUUUGGAAGGCUGAGCUGAAAGAAUUUAGUAGCAAAAAUGGAUACGACCUCAACAGAAAUGGAGAUAGCCCUCUACUCUUGGAUGUGCUUGAAGGAUUCUUGAGAUUUGAGAAUCUAUCCCAGGCACGGGCUUUGCCAAACUCAGACUCCCGAAACAUGCGAAGGCCUUCUUCAUCAUCUGUUGCCGGUGGCUUGCCACCGCUGGGAAGGGCUGUUCCUUCAUCGCAGGCAUCCGAUAGAAGAGGAGGAUCCUCGACGUCUGCAUAUAGGAUGGAUGAGUACAAUUGGCGAUAUGACAGUGAUGAACUUCCUGAGGGUGUAAUUCAAGCCUCAAGUGCACUGGAAAAUCUUCAUUUGGACAGGAAGGCUCGGAAUCUAACAUCUUCUUGGAGGCAUGCUGGUGAUGGGAUCGGUGAAGAUGAUGGCAGCUGCUCCUGUAUUUUACUGUGUAUUUUGAAUAUUUAGCUUCUUAGUGAUUGAUUGAAUGAGCCUGUUUUUAUGUAAGAUUAUGUAAUCGUGAUGUGAUUUAGUGCUUUGUAUGAGCUUCUCCUCCAAAGUUCCCAUCUAGCAUAUAUUUGAGAGUUGUCUUAGUGUGAUGAUAGAUCAUGUCUUCCCCUAAAAAAUAUAUAUAAAAGGAAAACAAAAAGUGGUGACUAAUUGAGUGAAAGCUUGAACCGAACCGACCUUUGUAGCUCCAUAUUUUUCUGUAUUGCUUUGAAAGGAUUAGGUUUU